AUGCUUUCAGAAAAACAACCACUACGCCAGCGAAGAAGAUCUUCUUUCCUGAUCCUUAGCAUUAUUGCCCACGUGGCCCUCUCAGUGGCACUAUUUAUCUCCAUCUACACCUUCUGGCCCAGUCGGCACAGCCCGGAACCAGACCAGCUACAUCAACUAGAAGAAGCUCCAAGUUUGGAGAGGUCAACGCUGUUUCAGCUCAAGCACGUUUUCCACCACGGCACAGGGAAAUAUAACCGUGUUCAUAAGCGUUUGGACGUGACGCCUGAGUUCUUGGAGAGACACGAGAAUACGUUAGCUGAGCUUACAGAGAGCUUAUACGCUGAGAACGAGCCAGUGGAUCCUAACAAUGCUGAUUCAGUACUUCGUUCAGAAGGAUGGUCUCGUGCUUUGGGUGAUAAAGACCCUUGGACCAUGGACUUGACGAUUAGACCGUCACUGAAGCCUGCUAGGCUUAGAAGACUCAAGGAACGCCACACGCCCCAUUUCCUAGACUCGUACCUUCAGUAUGCCAUGGAGGUCAAGGGGGACCCAAAGAAACUCGACAGAAUCGGAUUGGAAUGGGAACCUGAGCAGGACGUGUUGUUGCCAGACAUCCAGGAUAAAGACUCUGUGGUGGCGCUCGCUCUCAUAUCUUCAAAUGCAUAUGUUAAGUUACCUUUGGACGAUGAUGAGAAGAAGAAGCUGGACUGGAUUGAUGUUGGCGACCCUUGGGACGUUGACGAGGAAAAUCCAGAUGUCAAUUUUGGCUGGCUCGACGAUGGUCUUCGAGGACAUGUCUUCGUGAGUAACGAUUCCAAAACCGUGGUCAUUGGUAUUAAAGGCACCUCAGGAGCAGGUCUCCCAGGUGGAGGCUCUGAUGAAACUUCAGGUAACGACAAGACUAACGAUAAUCUCUUGUUCCUGUGCUGUUGUGCCAGAGUUGGUUACAUGUGGACUACGGUUUGCGACUGUUACGAAAAGACGUAUACUUGUAACCAGGACUGUCUUGAGAAGGAGCUUCUUCGUCAGGAUAGAUACUACCAGGCUGCGUUAGACUUGUAUCGAAACGUGACGAAGAUUUACGACCCAGAGACCACUGACAUUUGGGUUACCGGCCAUUCCCUAGGCGGUGCACUCGCAUCCCUCUUGGGUAGGACAUACGGGCUACCAGUAGUUGCAUUCGAGGCACCAGGAGAAAUGUUGGCCACAAAGCGGCUUCACCUUCCUCAGGCGCCAGGCAUUCCAAAGCAUAUGGAGCAUAUUUGGCAUUUUGGUAACACAGCGGACCCAAUCUUCAUGGGCGUGUGCAAUGGUGCGUCGUCGUCGUGCUCAGUUGGAGGAUACGCCAUGGAAACAGCUUGCCAUACGGGAAAGCUUUGUGUUUACGAUGUGGUGACAGACCAUGGCUGGCACGUCAGUUUGUUAAACCACCGUAUCCAUACAGUGAUUGACGAAAUCAUUCUCAAAUACAACACUACGGCUACUUGUGUGGAUCAACCACCUUGCAGAGACUGUUUCAAUUGGCGGUUCGUUAGCAAAGACGAUCUUGAGCCCGAUGAGCCUAAGCUUCCUCACCCGCUUAAGCCUAAGCCUAAGCCUACCGAAACUUCCAGUAGUGCGUCUACAAGCACGUCAUCGUCGUUGCCGUCAGAAAGCGACAAGCCGAAGAAGUGUCUAGAAAGGACGUGGUACGGAUGGUGCAAGAAAUGGGAGGGAGAAGAGUAG
This is a messenger RNA of Candidozyma haemuli, 1707 nucleotides long. It is a transcript of the gene ATG15, whose product is annotated as triglyceride lipase. The record is from RefSeq and is a predicted model, not a curated record. Gene Ontology annotation, biological process: multivesicular body membrane disassembly; macroautophagy; piecemeal microautophagy of the nucleus. The coding region runs from base 1 to 1707 and encodes 568 amino acids. The transcript has a single exon. Gene Ontology annotation, molecular function: glycerophospholipase activity. NCBI's taxonomy places the organism in Eukaryota, Fungi, Ascomycota, Pichiomycetes, Serinales, Metschnikowiaceae.